Xenopus laevis (African clawed frog) is the source of this 486-nucleotide messenger RNA. It is a transcript of the gene gadd45b.S, whose product is annotated as growth arrest and DNA damage inducible beta S homeolog. The record is from RefSeq and is marked provisional. NCBI's taxonomy places the organism in Eukaryota, Metazoa, Chordata, Amphibia, Anura, Pipidae. Gene Ontology annotation, biological process: regulation of cell cycle. Gene Ontology annotation, cellular component: cytoplasm; nucleus.
AUGACUUUUGAGGACACCACCGCCUGUGACAAUCAAAAGAGAAGGAUGCAGCCAGCGAGCCAGGCUCUGGAGGAGGUAUUGGUGGCUGCCCAGAAGCGUGAUUCACUGACAGUUGGGGUUUAUGAAUCUGCAAAGCUGAUGAAUGUAGAUCCAGACAGGGUGGUUAUGUGCCUGCUUGCUGCCGACCCUGAACACGAAGACAACAUUGCUUUAAAAAUCCACUUCACUUUAAUAAAAGCCUUCUGCUGUGACAACGACAUUAAUAUUGUGCAAGUGUCUGGUCUGCAGCGUCUGUCGGAAAUUAUUGAUGGCCGUUCACAAGGAAAUCCUGAGCCUAGUGACCUCCACUGCAUUCUGGUUUUGGAUUCGAUCACAGAUUCAUGGAAGUGCUCAAGCUGGCAUCAAAUCUCCAAUUACUGUUCAGAAUACAGGAGCAGGAGUCAGUGGGUGCCCUUAAUUUCUUUGACAGAACGGCGAUUGGGAUAA